Messenger RNA from Diceros bicornis minor, 1865 nucleotides. RefSeq names its product small nuclear ribonucleoprotein U11/U12 subunit 35 (gene SNRNP35). Gene Ontology annotation, molecular function: snRNA binding; mRNA binding. The transcript has 2 exons. Lineage: Eukaryota; Metazoa; Chordata; Mammalia; Perissodactyla; Rhinocerotidae. The record is from RefSeq and is a predicted model, not a curated record. Bases 104 to 844 code for a protein of 246 amino acids. Gene Ontology annotation, cellular component: precatalytic spliceosome; U12-type spliceosomal complex. Gene Ontology annotation, biological process: mRNA splicing, via spliceosome.
CUUCCAACAUAAAGGUCCGCUGAGGCAAGCAGGAAGAAUCAUACGUCGCUUGGAGCUCCGCGCCAGUCGUCGUGGGAAAGGAAGCCCGAGCCUUGCUGAGAACAUGAACGAUUGGAUGCCCAUCGCCAAGGAGUAUGACCCGCUUAAAGCUGGCAGCAUCGAUGGCACCGAUGAAGAACCACAUGAUCGCGCGGUCUGGAGGGCAAUGUUGGCACGAUAUGCCCCCAACAAAGGCGUCACAGGGGACCCCCUCCUCACCCUGUUUGUGGCCAGACUAAACUUGCAGACCAAGGAGGAGAAGUUAAAGGAAGUAUUUUCCCGCUACGGAGACAUCCGGCGGCUUCGGCUGGUGAGGGACUUGGUCACAGGCUUUUCCAAGGGCUACGCCUUCGUCGAAUACAAAGAGGAGCGUUCUCUGAUCAAGGCCUACCGAGACGCAGACGGCCUGCUUAUUGACCAGCAUGAGAUAUUUGUGGACUAUGAACUGGAAAGGACUCUCAAAGGGUGGAUUCCUCGGCGACUUGGAGGAGGUCUGGGGGGCAAAAAGGAGUCUGGGCAACUGCGAUUUGGGGGGCGGGAUCGACCUUUUCGAAAACCCAUUAAUUUGCCAGUUGUUAAAAACGAGCAGUAUAGAGAGGCAAAGCGGGAAAAGAGGGAGCGAUCUCGAUCCCGAGAAAGGCACUGGGACUCGAGGACGAGGGAUCGAGACCACGACCGGGGCCGGGAGAAGAGAUGGCAGGAAAGAGAGCCAGCCAGGGUGUGGCCUGAAAGUGACUGGGAGAGAGAGAGGGACUUCAGAGAUGACAGGGUCAAGGGGAGGGAGAAGAGGGACAGAAGUAAGUAGAGGCUCACCACCACCACCUCCUUUCCUCGAGUCCCAGCCUGAGUGAGCGCAGAGCCAUCUGCAUGGCUCUUAUACACGGUGUAAGUCCAAUGCUUGAAUAAAACUUGGUGGUGAUAAUGGGGUUUCGAGUAAGUUUUCUUUCUAAUCUGUAACCCAGGUUCAAGCUGAACCUUGUGAGUUUCUCUUCAUCUUAUAGUUCAAUGGACACGUUAUUUAAUAAGCUUGAGCAACAAUGUUGUACUCGCUGGGAUCUGUAUGGAAGGGCAUGUGUCAGGAGCCACCAUUCUCAUUUAAUUCGGCAGUAGAGAAUUUAAGAAUUUGAUUUUCUCCCAUCUUGGAAAUGACCAUUUUGAGGGCUUGGCAAAAAGAGGUGACGACCAAAAAUCAUUUGCGUUGCUCUCAGACUCCUGGGGACCCGAAUCUGGCCAGAAUAAGUUGUAUUUUUUCCAUCUUCAUAAUGCAAGGGUCUGCUGAAUUGAAAUAAAAAUGGGAUAAAAAAGUGAAUCCAAGGAGAAUGUCCAGAGACUCAAUACCAAAGCCGGCCUGAGCAGUGAUCUGCCUCAGUGACCAGCACUCUUGAACAAAUGUAACUCCAUUCUGGAUCCAAAUGCUGACUGCCUUGUUUCUUUCCUUUUUUGGUGGGGAGGCUGGCAUUUAAAAUGAAAAACCAAAGUUGCAGGGCUACGGGGCUAUCUAUGGUCUAUGGAAUCUUCCAGUGCUUUAAAAAGAUAAAGCUCAAAAGAAUGACAGGGAAAUGAAGAUGAAGAGAAAUCAGUGGAAGGUUUGUAUCUGGUUCUGAUGGAUUGAUUUGUCUUUCUCUCUUGAUCAUCCAGCAUCUGGUUUGUUUGAAAGCUGGAUACAGUGACCUAACUUCUGAGGCCUUUGGAGGAGUACCUUACUGUUCACAUGGUUUUCAAAAAAGUGACACUUAGCACUUUUGUUUUAUCAAUGGCUAUAUCUUUGAAAGUUCAGGUUCUUAAAAUUGACGAUGUUUCAUGCAAAAUAAAUGUCUGAUUUAGUA